AUGCAGAGUCCAGCCGGUGAUGGACAUUUUCCUCACGAAGGAGUGUCAUCUCAACACGCAUAUGACGAAGACAAUCCCUUUUAUCUCCAUCAUUCAGACAAUCCUGAUACGGUUCUUGUUUCCCAACCCUUAACUGGUGAAAACUAUGAAGUUUGGCAUCGUGCUAUGAUAAUUGCUUUGGCAGCCAAGAACAAACUUGGUUUUGUCGAUGGUUUUAUUCCUAAACCAACAUCUCCUAAAUCUCUUGUUGUUUCUUGGGGGCGAUGCAACAAUAUGGUUUUGUCUUGGCUGCUGAAUUCUCUUCAUAAAACCUUGUCGUCAAUAGUGGUUUUUGCUAACAACGCAGUGCAUGUUUGGACUGAACUUAAAAUUCGGUUUUCUCAGUCCAAUGCUCCUAGACUUUAUCAGAUACAAAUGCAGAUUAUUAACUGCAAACAAUUGCAGUGCUCCAUUAGUGUUUAUUAUACUCAACUUAAAUCUCUAUGGGAUGAGUAUAAUUCAUAUGUUAUUUUGCCUACAUAUGAUUGUGGUGCCAUGCGACAAGUUAAGGAGAUAUAUGAACAACAGCGUUUGCUUGAAUUUUUAAUGGGGCUCAAUGAAAGCUACACUGCUAUUCGCAGCCAAAUUCUUCUUAUGGAGCCAUCGCCUUCUAUUCCACGUGCUUAUGCUUUACUUGUUCAAGAAGAGCGUCAACGAGAAGUCCACGUUUCUCUACCAUCUGAAAGUAUUUCUGCCAUCUGA
Messenger RNA from Nymphaea colorata (pocket water lily), 741 nucleotides. RefSeq lists its product as uncharacterized. The record is from RefSeq and is a predicted model, not a curated record. The transcript has a single exon. The coding region runs from base 1 to 741 and encodes 246 amino acids. Lineage: Eukaryota; Viridiplantae; Streptophyta; Magnoliopsida; Nymphaeales; Nymphaeaceae.